Linepithema humile (Argentine ant) is the source of this 1474-nucleotide messenger RNA. RefSeq lists its product as uncharacterized. Lineage: Eukaryota; Metazoa; Arthropoda; Insecta; Hymenoptera; Formicidae. The record is from RefSeq and is a predicted model, not a curated record.
AUGUCUGGAAGUGCUAUCUGGUUCGCGUGGCUUUUUCUAAUUAUGCUGCUUACAAUAAUAUAUCGGUCUACGGGAGAGUCGUCACAGCUGAUAGUAUGCAGUCAGCCGAAUAAUUUCACGGUCCAAAUAACGGAAAAUAAGCAUGUUGUCUACGACAUCGAAUUAUUAAUCAGAUACAAUCCAUACGUCGGAAUUUUCUCUUACCCCGAAACGGAGCUGGUGAAUGUCGUUUUCAACGAAUCCAUUAUAGAAUUCAAAGGAUAUAUAUUACCUGAAUAUGCGGUGACCCGAUCAGAUCUCUCACUUGAAAGACUUUCUUGGAAUGCCAGUGGUAUCAUUUUAGGAAUCGGCACACUCGAAAAACUAAGCAGCGAGAAUUAUGCAGUUCGAAAAUGUCGCUUAUUUUUGCCGACAAAUAUCAAAAGCAGCGCUAAUCUACCGAAGUCUGUGGAAGAUGCAAUCAUUUAUUAUGCCCAAUCUUGUGUCAGAGAACGUCUUUGUCAGCGAAUAGGAAUAAUAAAGACAGAGGAACUUCAAAAUAUCAAUAAAUAUAAUAAAUAUGAAUAUAAUCUACCUUAUACUUUUCGUCCUGAUAAUUCAAGGAUUGAUUUAAGCGUAAACGUGCCCGUGGACAUCGCUCUUAAAAAAAUAAUCGAUUACAUUAAGGACAACGGCAAAUCCAUAAUUAAAAUUCCUGACGUAAAGGAAACAAUUAACAUAGGAUUGGGAGUAAAAUGUCAUUUUCAAACAGAUAAUGGAACUUUUCAGGAUCUCUCGACUCUGAAAAGAACGGAAGAUGCAAUUAUGUCCAACAUAGCGCAAACGUAUGUUAUACGAUUUGGUUUUGGACUUUCUACAGCCAAAUUUAACUAUAAUAAAUAUAAGCUUAAAGUUGGCUUUGUAACGGUUAGCGGCAAGCUAUUGGGAAGCAUUGAAAGAUUAUCAGUAGCAGCAAAACUAGUGAUUGACUAUGAUAAAACGUGCGACGUGAAUUUGAAGUACAUCAAAGUGACAGAAUUUGGUAAAAUCGAUUUGAAAAUGAGCUUAGGUUUACUCAAUACUUUUACAUCCAACAUAUUAACUUGGUUGACGACAAUGUGGAAAAACAAAAUUAUUAAAGUCAUUGAAUAUAAUGUGAGAGAUAUUGUCGAGGAACAACUACGCAAAUAUAUUUGUGAAAGUAACAAAAAUGAGAGAGAAGUUAUACCUCUCUUUUAAAAUAUUUCUUUCAAUUAGAAUCAUUAUAAUUAAGAUAAAUGCUUCAAUACGUAUGUGAUAUGUAUAGUUUAAGAAUUAAGAUAAGAAAUUAAGAAUCAAGAUAAUGCUUCAAUAAGUAUGUGAUAUGUAUGGUUUAAGAAAAAUUUUUGGAAAGUGUAGAAGCUUAAACUUGAUCUGUACUUCUAUUUAUAUACGAAUACAGAUUAUUAUUGUGUCAAGAAUUUUUGACAAUCAUAAAAAAUAUCAAAUAAUAAAA